ACGAAACUCACUCGGCUCGCACUAGCAGCACUUGACCGGAAGUGGCACAGUGGCGUUCGCCAGACGAGCACAAUCAUCGUGUACUCGCCACUUUCCCUGUUCGCGCGAACAUGAAUGUAGAGUCGGCGGCUCAGGUCCAGACGGACGACGUCGAGCUGGAAGACGGGGAGAUUUGCGACGAUGACGGCGAGGAGACCUCUGCCGCCCGGCGGGGGGAGGGGAACAGCAGCAGGCCUCUGCGGGGUCCGAGGCCGCCCUACAUGGCCCACCCUCAGGCGAACUUUCGCCACAUGAUGGCCUACGACGUCCACGGACCCCAGUGCGGGCCGAGCGGGCCGGACCGACCUCACGCUCCCUGUCCUCCGCCGUCGGCGCCGCCGCCGGGGCUCGCUCCUCUGUGCGGGGGGCCCGGUCCGAGGCCCAGCUUUUGGGAGCGGAGCCACGGCGCUCUGGGGAGGUUCAGACACCGAACCGUACCAAACGGAGGACGAGGGGCCUGGAACCGGGGAGGCUGGGCCGGCCCCAGACGCCCCAUGGGUCGGUAUGGGCCUGGAGAGAACAGUAACAGCCGGAACGAGUCUCCCGGCAGGAAACAGAAGCCGCUCGGAAGGAGUCUGGCGAGAAGAGCGCCAACUAGUCUGGCCAAGUGCGGCGGUGGUGCCGAGUCCUUCGAGGAUCUGCUGUCCAAGUACAAGCAGAUCCAGCUAGAGCUGGAGUGCAUCCGCAAGGAGGAGAGCAUGGCGCUGGAAGCCGAGGUCCAGGGGUCGGAGGUCAAGGUUCAAGGGGCGGAGGCCAAGGUCCAGAGGUCAGAUGUCAGGGUUCAAGGUGCGGCGGCCAAGCUUCAAGGGGCAAAGGCCAAGGUUCAGGGGACGAAAAAGCGUCCCGCGCAAGCCAUCCCGCUUCCCCAAGUGUCCGCCCAGCUUCCGGCAGAGAACAAGAAAAGUUUCCAGGCGUUUAACAUCAAACCGCUGCGCAUCACACUGUUCACGCCGGCCAGUCUGGACACGAGCGCCGAGGAGGAACGGCAGCAGCACGAGGAAGCGGCGACGCAGGCGGACGCAGAUCCCGCGGCGGCAAAGAAGGCGGAGGAGGUUGCGAAGGCGUGUGUUUGUUGCGGCGAGGAAGGAAAGGAUGACGGCAAAACGCCCGGCAGAGAGUCGUCCGCCUCCAGCGAGGACGUCUUCAUCUGUCUCGAUGAGGUGGAGGAGGAGGACCUGUCGGAGCUCCACCUGCGGCUGCUCGCCCUGCAGUCGGCCAGCAGAAAGUGGCAGCAGAAGGAGCAGCAGGUGAUGAAGAGGAGCAGAGAACCGGCGGCGGGCAGGCCGAGGCCCGCCGACCGCAGGACCAGACCCCGGUCCAAACCUCAAGACAGAGAGCGAGACAAGGCCAAGCCCGGGCCCAGAGAGCGACCUAAACCCGCUCCCAGGACCGCAGCCAGAACUCCUCCGGACAGAAGCAGAGGCAAGAAGAGCACGGGCCCAGCCUCGGCGAGCAAACAAGCGUUGCGGAAACAACAGCUGCGCACAUCUAAGCUUCAGCGGAAGCAGGAGGAAGACGAAUGGCAUAAACGAGAGGACGAAAUCCGCAAGAUCCGCGAUCUAUCCAACCAGGACGAGCAGUACAAGCGCUUCAUGAAGCUGGUGGGCGGCAAGACGCACGGCUGCGCCAAGGUCAGGGGUGGAGAACUGAGAAAGUCCUCCACCGGUAGGACGGGCCCAGAUGCCACAGGAAACCUCUACCAGUACGACAACUACGACGAGGUUGCCAUGGACACGGACAGUGAACCCGGUUCCCCAGCACGUCCUCCUUUCCCAGCAGAAGACUCGGCGGCGGCGUCUUUCCCUCUGCCGCCGCUUUACGUGAAGCCCUUCGCCGCCUGCGCCCCUCCCCCGCCGCCCCCCCUCCCCCCUCUGACCAGCAAUCCGGCGCCCCCUCCCAAGCCUCCGUUUGCUGAUGAGGAAGAGGAGGAGGAGAUGCUGCUCAGGGAGACCUGUCUCAUGUCCAUGGCCAACAAGCGGCUGGGGACCGCAGAGCAGGAGCAGUUCUGGAGCGGUCCCCCCUCCCCGAGCGGGGCUCCCCCCGCAGGCGUCGAGCAGCCCGCCCGAGGAAACCUGAGCGCUGUCAGCCUGAACACCAUGACGGUGGUGCGCGGAGACAAGUUCACGCGAGGAGGAGCUUCCAGAGCACCACUGGUGCUGCCACGUCACAAGUCCGUGGUGGUGUGUCUGAACGAGUCGGACGACAGCGAUUCUGACUUGGACGCCGCGGCGCAGGGGAUGUUCGGCGGCCUGGAGUUCAUGAUCAAGGAAGCCCGGAGGACGGCCGAGGUCAUCGCCACCAAGUCCAAAGGCGCGUCGGAGAAGGAGAACAAUCCGGUGCGGACGCCCGAAGCUUUGUCCGAGGCCAAGAAGGCAGAGUACCGCUUCCUCAGGGAGGAGCUGGCCAGCAGAGAGAAGCAGAAGGCGUCCCAUCCCGGCGCUCGCUCGGCGGCCGCCGAUCCCGCCGCCCCGUCGCCGGCGAGUGAAGCCGAGCGCAAGCUACUGAAGCAAAGAGAGUUGCUCCUGCGAGACGAGGCGCUGCUGAAGAACCUCCUGCAGCAGCAGCUCAAGAAGUCCGAGUCGCUCAAGGCGGCCGAGUCCAAGGCGGCCAGGCUGAGGGAACAGACGCAGGCCACCGAGAAGAUCGUGCAGGUCAACAAGACGCUGCUCAAGAAGAUUCAGGAGCAGGUGCGGCGCGUGGAGCACCGCGUGUCCAUCAAGAAGACGCUGGCGGCCCGCUUGGAGCAGGAGCUACUCUGGACUCAGAAGGCUACGGGAAGAGAACCCAAACGCAAAGCCGGAGCCGUCCACAAGCCGGCCAGGAAGCUUCAGCGGGUGGAUGCCGCCAAUCACUUUGCGGCACUGAUGGCUCAGAAGCAGCGUCUGCAGCAACUGGAGUCCGAAUACGCUCUGAAGAUCCAGCAGCUGAAGGAGGCCCAGGCCCUGCGCAACAAAGUGACGCCGAGCGAGCGGCGGCCCAAACCCGCCGCGCUUCCCGACCCUAAAGUUUGCCUUUCGGCUUCCCCGGGACCGCCUCAGCCCUCCCUGCACGACCUCACCCAGGACGUCCUCGUGCUGGACAGCGAGGAUGGCCCGGAGGCGGACGAUCCCGAGGCGGAGCGCCCCGAGACGGAAGCCUCGGAGAGGACCGGCACCCCCUACGCGGCGUCCGCUCGCCCUUGGCGCCGCUCCGACGCCACCAAACCCAACCUGGAGCAGCCGAGCUCCGCCCCCGCCGCCGUAGGCCGCGGCGCCGCCAAGCCCGUCGAGAGCUCUAAGGACGGACCCGCAGAUUUGGAAGCGCUGAGACGCCGGCACCGACGGCGGCCCGGGCUGGGAGAGCUGGUCCUGGGAGAGCUGGCCGUGCUGGGGGAGUCGCUCAAAGCGGAGGGAGAUGCGGACGCGCCCAAAAGCACCAAGGUGCAGGUGCAGGUGCAGGUGCUCACAGCGGACGCGGAUGCAAGUACAAGCGUGUGCUGGCCCAGCAGGCUGGUUCCUUUAAGCCCUUACCGCAGUCCUCUGUUGGUCUUCAGGUCUUACAGGUUCAGUCCGUACUACCGGACCAAGGAGAAGUUAUCCCUGAGCUCGGCCACCUACAGCAACGUCAUCCAGCCCCGACGCUGCUUCUGUCGCUUUGACCUGACGGGAACCUGCAACGACGACGACUGCGCAUGGCAGCAUGUCAGGAGCUGCACGCUGGCAGGAAAUCUCCUCUUCCAGGAUGUGCUCUCGUACAACUUGUCUCUGAUCGGCUGCUCGGACAGCAGCUCCGACAGCCAAGUCGGCGCCGCCGCAGAAAAGUACGUGAGCAAGCUGUUGGGUCCGCACAAAGGCGGGAUAGCGGCAGACCAGACCGCCGUCUUCCUGGUCAGCAAAGUCAACGAGAGCCGUCGUCACGUGCCGCCCUUCACCACCUGGAAGGGCAAAAGGAAAUGGAGGCCAUCUGCGCAGAGCGAGCGCAGCGCCGACUGGGACAGCGAGGAGGACGCGUCAGGAGAGCGGCGGCCAUGCGGAACGUCUGAUGUGCGCGUGAGCCGGUUAGACGCGUGCGUGACGUCUGAGGACAAGCGUUACUUUGUCAGCGACACGGACGACAUCUGCAAGCUGGAGAGCGGCGUGUCGGACAACCCCGGAGACACGCAGCUGUGGAUCAAGCUGGCCUUCAGAUACCUCCGCCAAAACGACAAGCCGCCGACCGAGUGUUUGGAGGCGGCCCUGAACACACUGUCUCGCGCGCUGGAGCACAACUGCGACCACCCCGAAGUGUGGACUCACUACCUGACGCUUUUCUCCCGCCGCGGACGCCGCGACGAAGUGCAGGAGAUGUGUCAGAUGGCCGUGGAGCACGCGCCGCACCGCCGCGUCUGGUGGAACUAUCUGAGCUUGGCGAGCACGUUUGAGGGGAAGGACUCUGUGUGCGAGCGUCUCCUCCACUUCCUGCUGGGCGAGGCGGCGGGCGGGUGCGUGUCCGAGGAGCGCUCCUUCCAGCUUUUGGAGGCUCUGCUCUACCGCGUCCACUUGAACGUCUUCACGGGCCGCUCGGAGGCCGCCCUCGCCAUCUUUCAGGACGCCUUGAAGCGCGUCGGCCCGCACGGCGUCGGCAAGCGCCUCCGAGCGGGCCACCGCGCACUGGCCUGGUUGGCGUACAUCCACUUGAAGGAGUUCGGCCGGCUCCCGGCCGCUCUGUACGACCCGCUGGAGUCGGGCCCGUCCGGGCUGGUCAGCGCCGACCGCUUCCUGUUGCCCUGGCGGUCGGUCCGCGACGUCCGAACGCCGCACGAGGAGCUCGUCGGACUUUUUACAGAGGGCAUCCGUCAGUGUAGUGACAAAUCUUCGGGUCCGACCGAGAGGACGUUGGCGUGCCUGCCGCUGCAUACCAACUUCUUGUUCCUGCACAGGCUGUUGGACAGGUUUGAGGAGGCGGUGUCGUCGUGCGAGACGCUGCUGGAGGCGUGUCCCGCGUCGUGCGUCCUGCGAGACAUUCUGUGCGAGCUCCUCGUGCGCUCGGGGAAAGCAGACGGCGCCGCGGCCUCGUGGCUCGCCGCGCUGGCCGAGUGUCCCGACGACGCUGAGGUUUUCUACCACUGCUGUCGCUUCCUCAUGGCUCAGGACAAGUGGAGCGUCGUCACGCCGCUCUUCCGAGGAUUCGUCUCGUCUCUGUGUGAUGAGCAAAGCGCUCACGUGGCGCCCGUCCACGUCCUGCGGAGCGUGCUGGGUCUCCCCGCAGACGGCGCGCAUUUGUCUGCUGUCACGAGGAAGGAUCUGGAAGAUCGGCUGCUCCGUCAGCGGUCCUUCCUGCACCUGCUUCACUGUCGAUGGCACUGGCUGCACGGGUCCACGGAAGACACGCUGGACGCCUUCGAGAGGGCGCUGGGCUCGGCCGCGCGCCGCGACGAGCUUCGCCGCCUGUGGACGGACUACCUCCACUACUGCAGCGUGCGAGCGGCCGAGCGUUUGCCCGAGUUGAUCCUGCGCUGCCUGGGCACCGUGCCCGCCCGGCUGGAGGUGCCCUUUGACUCCACCCAUUUCUGGACGUCUUACCGCUUCCACAAUGAGGUGGUGGCGCUCUACCUCAGCUGCGUGGACGCGUCCCGGCAUGCGGCGCUCCUGGAAAGACUCCACUACAUGAUGCCCGCCAACCUCGCCCUGGCGCUCAGGUUGAUGCAGCAGGAGUCGCACGAGGGAAACUUGGAGCACGUCCGAUUCCAGGCCAGAAUGUUGACCAGCAGCGCCCCCAAGUGUUUGCCAGCUUGGAACAUAGCCAUCGCUGUGGAGGCGGAGCUUAAGCAGCCGACAGAGGCUCGCCGUGUUGCGCAACAAGCCCUCCAGAACCUUCCGCUCUGUGCCCACCUGUGGAAACAGCUGCUGCAGUUGGAGGCGUGCGUCGGUGGCGCGGGCGCGGCGGAUCGCGUGGUCCUCGUGCUGUCUCGCGCCGAAGAGGCGGGCGUGACUUUAGCGGAGCCGGUCGCCGCCGCUCAGACGGACGCCGUUUGACGUCUGAGGGCGGCGACGCUUUGGGUCAGAAAGUUGAGAGCAAAAAGCAGCGCCUCCUCCUGGUGUACGUAAGUAUGUCUGCUGAGUGACGUUUGCUUUGUCUCACUUCCUUUCUUUUCCCUGGGGGGGGGACGUGACGUGGGGCACGGCCCGAAGGACGCUCUUCGCCAUCUUUUUGUUGUUGUUGUGAGACUUUUAUUUUGUUAAACUGCUGGGAAACAAAGACAGGCCGCCACGUGUGUGGCGGACGCAGGAAGUGAUGAACGCUGGACAGGACACGGCUCAUUUGAGAUUGUCUUUUUUUUUUUUUAUUAUUUAAAA
Molecule: messenger RNA, 6353 nt
Organism: Phyllopteryx taeniolatus (common seadragon)
Lineage: Eukaryota; Metazoa; Chordata; Actinopteri; Syngnathiformes; Syngnathidae
Gene: zfc3h1
Product: zinc finger C3H1 domain-containing protein
Exons: 34
Coding region: 111-6032 (1973 amino acids)
Biological process (GO): RNA processing
Cellular component (GO): exosome (RNase complex); nucleus
Molecular function (GO): protein binding
Source: RefSeq, a predicted model, not a curated record